This is a messenger RNA of Ictalurus furcatus (blue catfish), 1469 nucleotides long. It is a transcript of the gene utp23, whose product is annotated as UTP23 small subunit processome component. Gene Ontology annotation, molecular function: small ribosomal subunit rRNA binding. The record is from RefSeq and is a predicted model, not a curated record. Lineage: Eukaryota; Metazoa; Chordata; Actinopteri; Siluriformes; Ictaluridae. The coding region runs from base 417 to 1178 and encodes 253 amino acids. Gene Ontology annotation, cellular component: nucleolus; small-subunit processome. The transcript has 3 exons.
AUAACAUUCUGGACAUUUUAGUUUCUAAUUUGUAAUGUAUCAAAUCUAAUGUUCACUAAAGAAAUUAUAGAAUAUAUAUAUUUAAUUGUAUGUGUGGUUGUGUCUUGCUUCACACGUUGCUGUGUUGCGGAGUGUUUAUUUAAUGUAUCGUGUUUCCGUGCGGUCUGGUUUGUCCGUAGCACCACAGAUACCAUGCUGGUUGUAUUUUGAACGCACACAAAUGUCUUUUUUUAUUCGUUUUUAUAUAUAUAUAUAAUUCUGUGAUUAAUAUCUAUCUGCAUAUUUGUCUGUUCAGCAAGUCGCUUUCAUAUUUUGCCAAAUGUGUAAGAAUAACACGUUGACUAGACGAGUUUUCAGGUUUGAGCAGUAAGUUAGUAGUAUUAGUAGUAGUAGUAGUAGUAGUAGUUGUAGUCAGGAUGAAGAUAAAACGACAGAAACAUGCGAAGAAGACGAUCAGUUUCUAUAAAUACAACUUUGGUUUUCGGGAACCGUUUCAAAUACUGAUCGAUGGGACUUUCUGUCAGGCUGCAUUAAAGAAUAAAAUCCAAAUCAAAGAGCAACUGCCGAAAUAUUUUAUGGGAGAGGUUCAGUUUUGCACCACUAAAUGCGCGCUGAAGGAACUUGAGACUCUUUCAAAAGACCUGUAUGGAGCGAAAUUAAUCCUGCAGAGGUUUCAGAUUCGGAGAUGUAAACACAAGGAGCCUGUUCCUGCCUCUCAGUGCCUACUGUCGAUGCUGGCAGAGACAAAUGCACAUCACUACUUUGUCGCCACGCAGGACAGAGAGUUGACUAAAGCUCUGAUGGAGAUCCCGGGCGUGCCCCUGAUCUACAUCGUCCUCAACACCAUGGUGUUAGACAAACCGUCAGCGUGUUCAGUGAAGCAUGUAGAGGCGGUGCAGCUGGGAGAGCUAGUGAGUCCUCAUCAGCAACAGAGCCUCCAGAGCCUGAAAGUCGAGCAGGGCCUCAGUAAAGACGGUGAGGAGCGGCGGGGCAAGAAGCGCAAGAGAAAGGCAGGCAACCCGAACCCUCUCAGCUGUUUGAAAAAGAAGAAGAAGCCAAUGGCACAGCAGCCCAAAAUGACAGAUGGAGAGAAGAAGAGGAGGAGCAGACACAGGAAGAGGAGCGCUGCCGGGCCGUCUGUCAGUGUCAACCCAAACCCCUCCAGUGCUCAGUUAUGACCCAUCUUCUGUAUAUCAGCUUAUGUUAGAGUCUAAAUGUAUAAGAAUGUCCACUAUCCAGAUUUUCUAAUCAAUGUCAAAUAAAGAAUUAUCAGUGUUACUAAAUUGUUUGUGAAGCUCAUGUAUGCAUUUAAAUACCUUCAGUAGAUGAUAAAUAUCAUGCUAGAAAUAUGAACGUUAGCCAUUUUAAUAUAAUAUAUAUCAUAUAAGCUCACUCAUCAAUUGAAAAUUUAGGCCACCAACCUGGAUGAUUUCAGCUGACAAUCCCAUCCCCUUUACAGAACCACUGAA